Naumovozyma castellii is the source of this 1641-nucleotide messenger RNA. RefSeq names its product Tna1p (gene TNA1). Bases 1 to 1641 code for a protein of 546 amino acids. Lineage: Eukaryota; Fungi; Ascomycota; Saccharomycetes; Saccharomycetales; Saccharomycetaceae. The transcript has a single exon. The record is from RefSeq and is a predicted model, not a curated record.
AUGGCCGUAAAUAGCAAGAUAUCCCAUGAGGAUUACGUCGACAGAAUCCUCUUUGCACCAGCACCUAAUGAUAACGAUAACAACAAUGAUGACAAUGACAAUAGUUCUUACCAACAGGAACCUAAAAUGGUUGCCUUUGAAGACAACACUAGCCAGGAAUCAUCGACAGAUUGUCACCACCGUGACUCCAAGAAGGAGAGAGAUCUGACCAGAGACAGAGAAAUUCUCGCAACAACGACAGAUGAUGACGGCAUCCCCUCCAUAUCUCACCCAAUGGAAAAGCAAAUCCUGAAAAAAAUGGACAUCUUCCUAAUACCAUUAAUGGGUAUUCUUUAUUUUCUCUCCAACUUGGAUAAAUCAAAUAUUGGUAACGCAGAAGUGGCUGGACUCUCCGAUGAUAUCGGACUAGUCGGCACUCAAUAUAAUACCUGUGUCACCGUAUUUUUCGGUACAUAUAUUCUUUUCGACCCAAUAGGUUCCAACUUGUUAAAGAUUAUGGGACCCCCCACUAUGAUGAGUAUUUGCCUGUUUUGUUUUGGUGUCAUUUCCCUGGGCACCGCUUGGAUUAAAAAUUAUGCACAAUUGAUAGUCGUUAGAUUACUGUUAGGUGCUUUUGAGGGGAUGAUCUAUCCAGCAAUCAACAUGUACCUUUCCGUAUGUUACAGAAGAGAACAAUAUGCUAUGAGGUUUGCAUUCGUGUUUAGUGCGGCUGCUUUGUCUUCCUCCUUUGGUGGGUUGAUCGCAUAUGGUUGUUCUCAAAUCCAUGGUUCAUUGCAUUCAUGGCAGUACAUUUAUAUCGUCGAGGGAGCCAUAUCUAUUGGAUUCGUUCCAUUUUAUUAUUUUGGUCUCAAUAAGAAUUUGGAGGAUACCUGGUUCUUUAACAAGGAGGAAAGAGAAUACAUCGUGGAAAGAUACAAGACAAUGAAUACAUACAACCCUGAUGAAAAAUUCGAAUGGUUUCAGGUAUGGCUGGCUGUCAAGGAUAUUAAAACUUGGGUCUCCGCAGUGGCGUUAUUCGGUAUCGAUUUGACUACUUUUGGGCUAACUGUCUUUUUACCCAUCAUUAUCACUAGUCUUGGGUUCACUAAUGUGAGAGCUCAACUAAUGACUGUCCCCGUAUACUUCUUAACUGCUUUUGUCUUCUUCGGAUGCGCCCUUUGGUCUGAUAAAUUGAGAUUAAGAUCACCAUUCAUCAUUGGCGCAUGUUUGACUACCGCGGUCGGAAUCUCUAUCGUCUUGGGUUCAAAAGUACAUGGAGUAAGAUAUUUCGGUGUCUUUAUCUUAUGUAUGGGUAUCUAUGUCAAUGCUGCUUGUAACUGUCUGUGGUUAAGCGGUAAUAAUGGUAAUUACUUUAAGAGAGCCACUGCACUGGGGAUUAAUUUAUUUAUUGGUUCAGGUUCAGGUUUAGUCUCUGGUCAAAUCUUUGUUGCUGCUGAUAAACCAGGUUACGUGAAGGGGCUAUCCAUAUGUCUGGCGUUCCAAAUAUUAUCGAUUAUUAUGACUUUUAUUCAAUUCAUUCUUUAUAAGAGGGCGAACGCCAAGAAGGAAGCCAUCAUCAUCCAUUGCGAAGAAAUUGGUGAACCUAUCCCUUAUGAUGAAAGACUAAGUGACAUGAAUCCUGAAUUCAGAUACAUGUACUAG